UGAAGAAACGAGCUAGGCUAGCGCGGGUGCGUGCGGUGCGGUGUAUUUACAGGACGGAGUGGCAAGUCCCCACGUUGCCACAAACUUCUCUUAUCGUUAAUUAAUCGGUCAUAUAUAGUUCGACUUGUUAUUCGCAUUACGCAUAUCGCGGGUGACGGUCGACGGGUCAUUUCUGCCCCGAGCUGAUGCCAUCAACUGCAUCGCAAGAACAAUUAGUUAACAAGUUAGACAACCUUGUUUUGCCACUAACCACAAGAAUGCCGAACAUCAAAGUGUUCAGCGGGAGCUCCCACCCGGAUUUGGCGCAGAAGAUCGUCGAUCGACUGGGAAUCGAUCUGGGAAAAGUGGUAACCAAGAAAUUCAGUAACAUGGAAACAUGUGUGGAGAUCGGGGAGUCGGUGCGUGGUGAAGAUGUUUAUAUCGUACAGAGCGGCAGCGGAGAGAUCAAUGACAAUCUCAUGGAGCUCCUGAUUAUGAUUAACGCGUGCAAAAUAGCGUCUGCGUCGCGCGUCACCGCCGUCAUCCCGUGCUUCCCGUACGCGCGGCAGGACAAGAAAGACAAAAGCCGAGCGCCCAUCACGGCCAAGCUUGUCGCCAACAUCCUCUCAGUGUCCGGAGCCGACCACAUCAUCACCAUGGACCUUCACGCGUCUCAAAUUCAAGGCUUCUUCGACAUACCCGUAGAUAACCUCUUUGCGGAACCUGCUGUUUUGAAGUGGAUAAAAGAAAACAUUCCUGACUGGAAGACCAGUAUUGUGGUGUCGCCUGAUGCCGGUGGCGCUAAGAGGGUCACUUCGAUUGCUGAUCGCCUGAAUGUAGAGUUCGCUUUGAUCCAUAAAGAGAGGAAGAAGGCAAACGAAGUGGCUUCCAUGGUGCUUGUCGGUGAUGUCAAGGACCGCACAGCCAUCCUGGUUGAUGACAUGGCUGACACUUGUGGAACAGUCUGUCACGCUGCUGAAAAACUGAUAGAGGCAGGUGCAAUUAAAGUUUAUGCCAUACUCACUCAUGGUAUUUUCUCAGGCCCGGCCAUUUCAAGGAUCAACAACGCAUGUUUAGAAGCCGUGGUCGUCACAAACACUAUUCCACAGGACCGGCAUAUGCAGGACUGUCCGAAGAUCCAAUGCAUCGAUGUGUCCAUGAUGCUGGCGGAGGCGGUCCGGCGUACACACAACGGGGAAUCAGUGUCUUACCUAUUCUCAAAUGUUCCUUACUAGGAUAAUUUGCUUUUGUUUUAGUUUUAAGGACCUUGAACAUGAUUUGAAAUAUUAUAUGUAAUGCUUACAUAGAUAUUGUUUAUCUUGUGAUAGUUAACCCUUUGAUAGCCUCAGUUAGUAGCAUGUUUUCAUGUUUUGGAUGCUGAUGUAAGAAUUGUUCUUACACUAGUGUUUUCUUUAACACGGAGACAUGCAGUUGUCUUGCUAACUGCGGAGGUCAAAGGUCAAUGUUUGGGGUCGUGUAGUGUUUAGCUGUAAUCUCACUAAGUUUAAAUAGGACCUUCCAGUUUUGUUACUGUGGUAUACUUUAUUGUGAACUAGCUCAGUGAUUUGUUUAUAUUUCUUUUAAAAACUGUUUUUAUUGAAAUUGUUAUGCAUUUAAAAACAUUUUUUUGCAAAGUGGAACUUAGUGACGUUUUCUUAUAGGUCAAAGAUCAAACAUGGUAAUAUUUUUUUUAUGGUAAAUCUAAGAUCACCAUGUUUUUGGUGUAGCCAUCACAGGUUUCUGCUAACUGCACUUACAGAGCCUAAACCUGCAUUUACAUUCAUAAAAGUAUUCAAAAUAACAA
Leguminivora glycinivorella is the source of this 1783-nucleotide messenger RNA. RefSeq names its product ribose-phosphate pyrophosphokinase 2 (gene Prps). Gene Ontology annotation, molecular function: magnesium ion binding; ribose phosphate diphosphokinase activity. NCBI's taxonomy places the organism in Eukaryota, Metazoa, Arthropoda, Insecta, Lepidoptera, Tortricidae. Bases 186 to 1214 code for a protein of 342 amino acids. The transcript has a single exon. The record is from RefSeq and is a predicted model, not a curated record. Gene Ontology annotation, cellular component: ribose phosphate diphosphokinase complex; cytoplasm. Gene Ontology annotation, biological process: 5-phosphoribose 1-diphosphate biosynthetic process; ribonucleoside monophosphate biosynthetic process; purine nucleotide biosynthetic process.